Messenger RNA from Peromyscus eremicus (cactus mouse), 412 nucleotides. RefSeq names its product large ribosomal subunit protein P2-like. Gene Ontology annotation, molecular function: structural constituent of ribosome. Lineage: Eukaryota; Metazoa; Chordata; Mammalia; Rodentia; Cricetidae. Gene Ontology annotation, cellular component: cytosolic large ribosomal subunit; ribosome. Gene Ontology annotation, biological process: cytoplasmic translational elongation. The coding region runs from base 41 to 391 and encodes 116 amino acids. The record is from RefSeq and is a predicted model, not a curated record. The transcript has a single exon.
GCUGAGGUCGCACGGGUGAGGCCUGUCCGCAGCAGCCGACAUGCGCUACGUCGCCUCUUAUUUGCUUGCCGCCCUUGGGGGCAACUCCUCUCCCAGCGCCAAAGACAUUAAGAAGAUACUAGACAGACAGCGUGGGCAUCGAGGCGGCGAUGACCGGCUCAACAAGGUCAUCAGUGAGCUGAAUGGAAAAAACAUGGAGGAUGUCAUCGCCCAGGGUGUUGGCAAACUUGCCAGUGUGCCUGCUGGUGGGGCUGUGGCUGUUUCUGCUGCCCCUGGCUCUGCAGCUCCUGCUGCUGGUUCUGCCCCUGCUGCAGCAGAGGAGAAGACAGACGAGAAGAAGGAGGAGUCCGAAGAGUCAGAUGAUGACAUGGGAUUUGGCUUGUUUGAUUAAAUUCUUGCUCCCCUGCAAAUA